GGUUCUCAGCUGCGAUGCCACACAGAUCGCCAAGAUAGCCUCGACCUCGAAUUCGACCUUGACCUUGACCGUGAUCUUGACCUUGACCUCGACGGGAGACAUGAGGCAUGAGACAUGAGACAUGAGACUACAGCGAGAUGGCGUUUGGAUAUUCUGACCUGCAGCUGUAGUCUUUGUUGACAUCGACGCAUGGCAUGAAUUUCCAUCAUCACGUUACCUCCCUCUCUAGACAACUUCUCACCCAGCACGUGAAUUCUUCCUCGAUUUCUCGAUUGAAUUGCCAUCUACAUUUGCUCAUGGACGCGCACAUGAAUCAUAUCGAUGCAUUCAUGAGGUGUGUACAUGUUACAAUGUUCUCGUCCACCAAAACCAACGCAAACCCAACCCAACCCACAUUUUCCUUUUCCUUUUCCUUCUCCCUUUCCUUUUCCGCCCUCCACAUGCAUCGUCAGCCAAUACCCGCCAAUGUCCGCCCUCCACCUUUGCCGCAUCGCUGGUGUCUUUGACAUAAUGGGUAUUACAUAAGCACUCUCCGCCAAUCACCUCUCCGCUGUUCAUUCCAGGCAACAAUAUUUGGGACGGCGAAGAGCUGUAGGCAUCCGAAUUCAAUCAAAUUCGCUCUCAGUUAUCUACAUGAUUCAUCAACCAGAACCUUGGGUUGGGGAAUUGAUGAAGUUACGGGGUGACCGAAGUACCUUGGUAUCCUUUGCACCUUAUCAUCCAAGCUGCUCCGUUGGUUUUAUCUGCACGCUGGCCUGUUUUCCUUCUUUUUGCUUCAUAUACACACACGAUCACAUCAUCUCAUACAAUAAUACGGUUUGCUUCUAUUGCUGCUUCUCUCAUCGUAUUCCUGUGUUAAUUCACAUCUCAUAAUCGAGGGGUUGCGUGUUGGUACUCCACUUUCCAUCGCUGUUUAUCCAUUACCCGCCGCCGUCUGAUGAUCUGAACAACUCAAAAAACCCACAGUCAACAUCACAUCUACAACCACCACCGCAACCACACCGACAACUCUGAUCAUACCCACGACACCAAGCCAUCCAUUCUAGACACUACAUACCACAACACUCAUUCGAAGCACCACACAAUACCACACCCCUUCCAUCCAUCAUGGAUCAAUACUUUACAAAUCCAAUGCCUCUUCAGAGGAGGCUAACCAAAAUCUAUACCGAUACCAAAAACAUCUAUGAUUUCAUCAAAGAGCCCGUCAGAAAUGUCGAAGAUCACGAACUUCAAUUACUACAUCGAAAAUUACGUAUUCAACAAAGCCGUUUGGUCUCGUGGGGUUUGGAAUGGUCGGAUCCUUCACAGUCACCUGAUAUCGAUGAAUCGGUAUCAAAGGCUGGUUUGUCUGAAAUUGUCGGAAAUGUGAUGUCAACGAUCAAGGAAAUCUUGGCCGAAGCCGAACCAUUAUGGCAAUCUUCCAAAAGGUCAACAGACGAGAGACCAUCGGAAAAAUCGGAAAAGAGUGCUUUGAUUCAAUGGGACAAAACGAGGUUUGAGGAUUUGAUUCGAGAUUUAACCAUGUCCAUUGAUACUUUAUAUGAUUUAUCAAAAACACGUCAGACAGCAAGGACGGGUCUGCAAACCUCGGAAGCUUCAAGCUCCAAAGACAAAUCUUCAGGAUUCGAAGAACGACAAUUUGAAUCAACGAGAAUGUCAGCACCACAACAAAUAGACCCAGCAACAUUGAUCUGGACGGGGAAUCAAAUCAUUGCGACGCGUGGUACGUCACGAUCAAUAUCAAAUAACACUUUGAGGCAGAUAGUUUUGAUGAGAAGGUCGGUCAAUUCUUCGGAUUUGAGGCAAGCCAUUGAUCAACCUCCCGAUCCAAUUCCGGUCUUGGUCGAAUAUGCCCCUUAUGAUCCUAUUUAUUCGGUUACUGGAAUCACUCCAUCGAUGACUCGAUUCGAAAAACUCUUUGCGGGGAUUUCACAGUCUUAUUAUUCAUCGGAUCGAUUGCCAGUUGGAUUACUGCGUCUCAUUGGAUAUUAUGAAGAUGCAGAGCAUUCGAGAUUUUGUUUAUUAUUCUCUUUACCCACAAAUUUUGGGCCGAUGGACAUUCAAAGCCCAACUUUACAGAUGCCUAUAAUAAGUUCCUUGUCUGAGCUUUUGAUAAGUCCUGCAUUCGAACCCAACCUAGAGGUCAAGUACAGAUUGGCCUACAACAUAGCCAAUGCUGUGUUUGAUCUACACUCGAAAGGCAUUGUUCAUGGCAACCUACUUCCUUCCAAUGUUCUCUUCAUUGAACACCCUACUCCACCACGUGCUUUUGAUUUGACACAGAUUAAUAUGCGACAAUCGUAUCUAGGCUCCUUUGAUUUGUUUUCGGACACGGCUACGGAUUCCGGUCCAAGUUUUGACUCGGUCAGUAUGUUGUAUAAGCAUCCUCUGGAUCCGAGAAGUACCAAAUAUACCAAUCUAUCUCAAGAGAGCAAGUCCUUGGAUUUAUACAGUCUCGCGAUGAUCCUUAUUGAAAUUGGUCUAUGGGGCUCUUUAUCCGAAUUAUUUCCAAGGGCGUCUCAAGUCCCUUCAAAUCCUACUGAGGUUCUCAAACGCCUCGCAUCUAGGUGUGGAAACAUCUAUGUCAAAGCAGUGAAAGCAUGUUUGAGUGCUCCUGAAGGAGAACUUUCACGAAAAGCAAGACCAGAUGUUAUGCAUCAAAAAGUCUUUUGGCGUGUGUCGAAAGCACUCAAUACUUGUUGUUCACUUGACGAUGUUUCAGAUGAUGAUAGUGAAAGAAGUGACGAGCCAUCACUUGUACCUACACCUGUGAAGAUUGAAGCCCCAUCUUCAUCUAUCAAGGGAUAUCGUGAACGACGAGAUGCAAAGAUUGAUAUUACUGCUCCUCAGGAACCAGAAAUCAAUUGGGGCGAGAAACCGAUUCGUGAAAAAUCCCCUCAAAAAGCUACUGUUGAGUGGCCAGAAAAGAAAUCUUCUGCCAUUGAACCAAUAAAGUCAAAACCCAAGCUCAAGACAUUCCCCGCUAUUCGGAUUAGUCAGGAGCAUAUCAAUUUGUGGCAUACCAAUAUCAUGCCACAUGUCAACCACGUUCUUCGAAGUUUUUAUAAGAAAUAUCCCGAAUCGGUCGAAAUUUCUCUCGAAUCAGUUGGUGAAUCAUCUACGAAAACGAAACCUACCAUCCUCGUCAUAUGUACAAGUGUCAACAAGGUUCGGAGUAUACUGAAGAAGAGUCUUGUUUAUGACAAAGCUACAUAUGGCUUGAAAGUUUGUCGUGGAAAGGUUGUGAGGGCGAGAAGUGGCGGUGUAAAGCGAAGUAUGGCACACGGCGAUGAACUUGAAGCGAAGAAUACAGAACAUCAAGAGCGUCCAAAGAAUGGUGCUAGUAUGGGGGCAUUUAUCAAUGAUCAUCAUCUUCCACCUGUGUCCUUCGGAGGUCUCGUUACAGUCGAUAACAAACCUUAUGGAAUGUCUGUUCAUCAUAUGUUGGAUGAUCCUUCUGAUAACGAAGAUGAAGAACAAGUUCAGCCAUCAAAACCAAUUCUUCGCUCUUCAGCUCGUCCUCAAGCCCUUCCUCAAUACCUCGAAAUGCCAGAUUUAACACACUCGGAUACAUCCUACUACUCGAGUGGUGAUGAAGAAUACAAUUAUAGUUUUACAGAUUACUCAUCUUCUGGUUCAUCAUUUGAUUCCGAUUCAUCCCCUUAUGCAUCAGAAGAUGAAGAUGAUUCCGAUGGCGAAUUUCCUACUCUCGAACCAGGAGAUAUCCCUCCUAUCCCUGUCUCUUCUUCAAACGUUCACAAUUAUCCAAUCACCCAACCAGCUAUCGAUGACAUCGAUCCAGAUUUUUACCCUGAUCCCGAAACUAGAGAUGAGGAUCAUUUAGAUUCAUGUUUAUUGGGUAGUGUCUAUACGAGUUCUGGAAUCCGUCGAUUAGCUCAUGAAAACAUCACUCAUGAAAUUGAUUGGUGCCUUUUCAAAUUUGAAGAACAUCGUCUACCAGAUUUUUCUUCCUCAAUGUCCCUAAAAGCACAACCGACAGGCGUUGUGCCUUUAACGGAUCUUCCAGAUCUACCAGUGAAAUGUACAGCUAGAACAAGUGGUACACAAACCGGACGAAUACUUCCUUCAAUGUCUAUUCUCAAAAUUUUCGGUCGAAAAACUCCAUCUAUGAGUUGGCAAGUCGCGGGUAAAAUCGGGGUUCCAGGUGAUAGUGGAGCUUGGGUUUUAGAACGAGGAGAUGAUAUCAGUACAGGACCAGGAAAUAAUAGUGGAAGAAUUGCUGGUAGUGUAUUAGCAUGGAGUCAACGGAGAAACGUCGGAUAUAUUUGUCCCAUGUGGAUUAGUAUUUUGGAUAUGGCAAAUUCGUUGAAGUGUGACAAUAUUGGAUUGCCAGGUAUUGAAAUACCUAUUUGGAGUAAGGUGUCUACAAGAAAGGGAAGAGAUACUGUCUCGCCUGUUCUUAGAAAAGCCUUUAGUUUUACGAGUGACAGGAAUAUUGGUGGAUGGGAUAGCGAAGACGAAACACAUAACUUGAGAGACAAUCAACCUCAGAGUGGAACUUAUCCGGUGGUUAUCGAUGAUGAUCUUGCGGAUGAUGAAGAUGAAUUAUCGGGUGUUUUAGGAAAUUUAAAACACGUGGGAUCUGAUCAUGAGUUUGAAUAUGCAGAUCAUGGUGAGUAUGAUGAUGAUGAUGAAUCUUAUGAUGAGGAAGAAGAGAGGGAAUAUUGGAGUCGAUUUAAAGCCGCAAGUGUUAGUCCGGAACGUGUAAAGGGAAAGGGUACAGAUGAUGAGCAUCAAUAUCGACAUGAGCUUCCGGGUGAUGAACAUCAAUAUCGAAAUGAGUUUGCGAAUGAUGAACAUCAAUAUCGACAUGAAUUUGCAAAUAAUGAGCAUCAGUAUCAAAAUGAGUUUGCAAUUAAUGAGCAUCAAUAUCGAAAUGAGUUUGCAAAUGAAUAUGAUCCGAAUCAUCAAGGAAUUGAAUAUCAGCAUUCACUUGAGAAAGAAGUUUUGAUCUCAAGCGAAGAAGAACCAGAACUUUUGGCUACACUUGGUCAACCUUCUCGAAGAGGAAGAGGAUUCGGAGUAAGAACUUUUAGUGGCGAUAAGAGUUUGGAAAUCGAUAUGAUGGUGGGAGGACUCAAAGGUUUGAGUAUUGAGGGAAAUACAAUGCCUGGGAAGAAUACAGUUUUCAGUAUGGAUGGAAGUGCAAUUGGAGAUUUCACGGUUGGCGGAGCGGGAGAAUUUGAUGUGGGAGGAAGUGGACAAAGGAGAGAAACGAGGAGUCGAGGAAGUGGGAGUGCGCAUUCGGGAACUGGAAGUUUGGGAAGUUUAAAUGGGAUGGUUCAGGGAGAGGGGAAUAGGCAAAGGGUUAGGGUUAGGGGUUAGGUGUUAGGAUUUAGGAUUUAGGAGUUGGGUUUGGAGUAUUAUUAUCACGAUUGUGUUUGAGUGGGGAUUGGGAUUGGGAUUGGAUUGGGAUUGAAAUAGGUAUGGGAAUCAAAAUUGGGAUUAAAAUUUAUGAGUGUACGUGCAUGCAUUGGGGAAUUAUAUCGGUAUACCAUGGCAUGGAUAUUCGAGUGGGGUUUCUGGAAUUUCUAAUGGGAUUGUUUAGAAUCUAUGAGGGGGAAAAGAAAUGUAAUGGAAUUUCUUGUAUAUAUUUUCGAGUAUUAAAAUAUUACCUCUCAUGGAAACCCUACAUGGGAUUGAGGAAUUAAAUUUGAAUGAAUUAUUGCUCCGCUUCUACGUAGCUGAUAAGUAAGAUACUAUCAAAUAUAUAUUAUUCACA
This is a messenger RNA of Botrytis cinerea B05.10, 5743 nucleotides long. RefSeq lists its product as hypothetical. Gene Ontology annotation, biological process: protein phosphorylation. Gene Ontology annotation, molecular function: ATP binding; protein kinase activity. The transcript is spliced from 2 exons. The record is from RefSeq and is a predicted model, not a curated record. Bases 1108 to 5346 code for a protein of 1412 amino acids. Lineage: Eukaryota; Fungi; Ascomycota; Leotiomycetes; Helotiales; Sclerotiniaceae.